AGUCAUCAGCAGAAAGAAUCUUCAAGUCCCCUCCCAGUGGUGCAUUCCUGCUGGCAUCUACAUAUCCAUCAAUGUCGACUCCAGGAGGCGCUGGAAAUUAGCCAUCAGUGUCUUAUCAUCUGAUAGAUCUGUAAUGUGCGGGAAUUCUGUCACUCUAUCAUUACACUCCUCGCCUGUGUUGUCAGUGGAGAUCAGGGCAUCCUUUGAGUUUGGUCGAACGCUGGGCGGUGGAGAGGUCAUCGGCGAACUUCAGAUGUCGUGGGAUGAGCUGCUCGAUUAUGGAGAUGAGCCAUUUGAUUUAUCCUUCCCACCCAUGCGUGGUGUUCAUUCUUCCAUCAAGCUAAAGGCUGCCAUUGUACAUGCUUGUGACGGUCAGGAUGACGAACUGUUUGAUUCCCUUAUAGACUGCGAGAUUGCUCGAGACAGAGAUGCAGGCCACGCACAAUUGGCCGUAUACAUGACAAGCGAGAACAUCUCUGACCUGAACGACACUGUAGAGCACUUUCAGUUGGUUCUGGACCAGUGUCCGAGCGUUCGAGGUCGCAUCCAUGUUCUGAAAACCAACAUUCAGACACCAACCAUUUUCUUGUCUUGAUCAUGGUAGCUUCAAUUCAUCUUGUAUGUAGUGUAUAUGACUUUCAAGUAUUACUGGGUUCGGUUCUACUAGUAGAAGAAGCUAAUGCUAAUGUUUGAAUCCAAAGUAAA
Messenger RNA from Suillus discolor, 705 nucleotides. RefSeq lists its product as uncharacterized. The transcript has 4 exons. Lineage: Eukaryota; Fungi; Basidiomycota; Agaricomycetes; Boletales; Suillaceae. Bases 134 to 595 code for a protein of 153 amino acids. The record is from RefSeq and is a predicted model, not a curated record.